AUGUUCUCAUCAGAGAAUGUCUUUUAUUUUCAAGUUGGACUUGGAGUCCUAGCCAAUAUGUUUCUUCUAGGUUUUUAUAUUUUCAUAAUCCUAAGUCACAGACCUAAGUCAAUUGACCUCAUCUCCUGCCAGCUGACCUUCGUUCACAUAGUGAUGAUCCUGACAGGAGGAAAUAUCAUUCAUAUAGACAUAUUUGAGGCUCUGAAUGUUGACAAUGGCAUCAAAUGUAAGGCAACUCUAUACACACAGAGGGUGAUGAGAGGCCUCUCUAUCUGCAUCACCUGCCUCCUGAGUGUGUUCCAGGCUGUCACUAUCAGUCCCAGUAACUCUUUGCUGGCAAAAUUUAAACAUAAACUAAAAAAGCACACUAUCAAUGUUUCUCUCUUUUACAUUUGGUUUUUCAAUUUUUCUCUUAGUAGUAACCUGAUCUUCUAUGUUAGUGGUUUUACCAAUGUGAGCCAAACCCAGCAGAUGAAGGUUACUAAAUCCUGCUCACUCCUCCCCAUGAAUUACAUCAUUAGGGGAAUGAUUUUAACAAUGACAAUCUCCAGGGAUGUGUUUCUUGUAGGAGUCAUGCUGAUCACAAGCACAUACAUGGUGAUUAUCUUGUUCAGACAUCAGAGGCAAUGCAAGCAUCUUCAUAGCAUCGGCCAUCUGAGAGUGUCUCAUGAGAAAAAGGCUACCCAAUCCAUUUUGCUACUCGUUGUUUUCUUUGUUGCCAUUUAUUGGUUGGACCUCAUCAUCUCAUCCACCUCCAUCCUGUUAUGGAUGUAUAACCCAGUUAUCCUGACUGUUCAGAAGUUUGUGGUGAAUGCCUAUCCUACAAUUAGUCCUUUGGUACUAAUCAGUCCAGAUAAGAGAAUAAUCAAUGUGCUAAAAAACUUGCAGUCAACAUGCCACUAG
Molecule: messenger RNA, 903 nt
Organism: Apodemus sylvaticus (European woodmouse)
Lineage: Eukaryota; Metazoa; Chordata; Mammalia; Rodentia; Muridae
Product: putative vomeronasal receptor-like protein 4
Exons: 1
Coding region: 1-903 (300 amino acids)
Biological process (GO): G protein-coupled receptor signaling pathway
Cellular component (GO): membrane
Molecular function (GO): pheromone receptor activity
Source: RefSeq, a predicted model, not a curated record